Molecule: messenger RNA, 3792 nt
Organism: Salvia miltiorrhiza (redroot sage)
Lineage: Eukaryota; Viridiplantae; Streptophyta; Magnoliopsida; Lamiales; Lamiaceae
Exons: 7
Coding region: 1-3792 (1263 amino acids)
Biological process (GO): DNA integration
Molecular function (GO): nucleic acid binding
Source: RefSeq, a predicted model, not a curated record
AUGACAAGAACGGAUGAGAAGUUAGAGGCUCAAGCCAAGCAAUUGAAAAUGCUUGAGAUACAAGUGGGACAAAUUGCCGAGUCUAUAAACAAUCAACACCAACAAGGGCAAUUCCCAAGCAACACAAUCGUGAAUCCCAAGGAGCAUUGCAAGGCCAUUGCUCUAAGGAGUGGGACAACAUAUGAAGAACCCAAGAUGCCCGACGAAGAAGAUAGAAGUGGUGUUGUGGUUGAAGUUGGAGAUGGCAACCCUUCAAAGGAACAAGGAGAUAGAGGAAAGAAGAAGGAGGUGCACAUCAACAUUCCACUUAUUGAAGCUUUGAAACAAAUGCCCUCCUAUGCAAAGUUCCUAAAGGAGGUCAUAUCAAACAAGAGGAAGAUGGGAGAGAAUGAGACGGUCAAUCUAACCGAAGAAUGUAGUGCCGUUCUCCAAAGAAAAAUCCCCACCAAAAUCAAGGACCCCGGGAGCUUCACAAUCCCUUGUGAUAUUGGGAAUGAUCGUUUUGGGAAAGCUUUGUGUGAUUUGGGAGCAAGUAUAAAUUUGAUGCCGCUCUCAAUCUUCAACAAGCUAGAGAUUGGCACCAUCAAGCCAACCACAAUUGCCCUUCAAAUGGCGGAUCGUUCCGUUUCUUAUCCAAAGGGGAUAGUAGAAGAUGUCCUCGUGAAAGUCAACAAUUUCAUCUUCCCGGUGGACUUUGUUGUUUUGGACAUGGUGGAAGACAAAGAUGUACCUUUAAUUCUUGGGCGCCCCAUCUUGGCAACGGGGAGAGCCCUCAUUGAUGUUGCUAAGGGCGAACUCACCCUUAGAGUGAAUGACGAGAGCUUCACAUUUUCAAUCCACAAAGCUCUCAAGUACAAGGAGGAAGAAGAAAAGAGGGUUGGUGAAUGCAAGAUGAUGCAAGUGAUAGAGUCUUGCAUCAACAUGGAGGAGUACCACAUCUACAACAAUCCAAUGGACACUUGCCUCCUAAACCCUCUAUUCUCUUUUGUUGAUAAUGAUGAGUUUAAUGCUUCUAACUUAUUUAUUGAGGCUAAUGAAAUGAACUUUGUGCAGAAAAUUUCACAAGGAGAGGCAUGUUUCUUGGACUUGAGAAAUGGAGAGCCGAAAGAUGAAGGAGUGGAGAAGAAGACUCCAAGCUUGGAGUUAAAACCUCUCCCCGAACACUUGAAAUACGCCUUCCUUGGUGAGGAUGAGGCGUAUCCGGUAAUUGUAUCAUCCUACCUUUCUCCUCAUGAGCUUGAUCAAUUGCUAAAUGUUUUGAGGAAGUAUAGGUCCGCUAUAGGAUGGUCAAUUUCCGAUUUAAAAGGGAUUAGCCCAUCCAUUUGCAUGCAUAGGAUUUUGAUGGAAGAUGAUUUUAAACCUAGGAGGCAAGGCCAAAGACGGUUGAACCCUAUUAUGCAAGAAGUAGUAAGAAAAGAAGUUCUCAAAUUACUAGAUGCGGGAAUUAUUUUUGCUAUUUCGGAUAGUGAGUGGGUUAGUCCCACUCAAGUUGUUGCUAAAAAGGGGGGGAUAACCGUCAUAAAAGAUGAGCAUAAUGAGCUAAUUGCAACUAGGUUAGUAAAUGGAUGGAGGAUGUGUAUUGACUAUAGGAUGUUGAACACAGCUACUCGAAAAGAUCACUUUCCUCUUCCUUUUAUUGACCAAAUGCUUGAUAGGUUGGCAGGGUAUGAAUUUUAUUGUUUUCUUGAUGGGUACUCCGGGUAUAAUCAAAUCAUGAUUGCCCCGGAGGACCAAGAAAAGACCGCUUUCACUUGUCCUUAUGGCAUUUUUGCUUAUAGACGCAUUCCAUUUGGUCUUUGCAAUGCCCCCGCUACUUUUCAACGAUGCAUGAUGGCCAUUUUCCAUGAUUUAAUUGAAAAUGUAAUGGAAGUUUUUAUGGAUGACUUUUCUAUCUUUGGCAAUUCUUUUGAUCAUUGUCUCCAUAAUCUAUCUAUUGUGUUGCAAAGGUGUGAGGAAACUAACCUUGUAUUGAAUUGGGAAAAAUGUCAUUUUAUGGUUAGGGAUGGAAUUGUGCUCGGGUUUUAUCGAAGAUUCAUCCAAGAUUUCUCAAAGAUCACCAAACCCUUAUGUCACCUUCUUGAAAAAGAUGCAAAGUUCAACUUUGAUGAAGAUUGUUUGGUGGCCUUUGAAAAACUCAAAAAGGCUUUAGUGAGUGCUCCCAUCUUGAUCACACCGGAUUGGUCACAACCGUUUGAGCUCAUGUGUGACGCAAGCGACAUCGCCGUCGGGGCCGUGUUGGGGCAAAAGAAAGACAAGCUAUUUAGAGUCAUCUACUACGCUAGUAGGACUCUAGAUAAGGCUCAAUCAAACUACACCGUCACUGAAAAGGAACUUUUGGCGGUUGUGUAUGCCUUCGACAAAUUCCGCUCCUACCUCAUUGGCACAAAAUCUAUUGUUCACACCGACCAUGCGGCCAUCCGGUAUUUAUUUGAGAAGAAAGAUGCCAAGCCGAGGUUGAUAAGGUGGAUCCUCCUCCUUCAAGAGUUUAAUAUUGAAAUCCGAGAUAGGAGAGGAUGUGAAAAUGUUGUGGCGGAUCACCUUUCAAGACUUGAGAAUCCCGUGGAAGGGGAAAAUGCCGAUGUUCCCAUCAAUGAGAAUUUUCCCGAUGAGCAAAUCUUGCAAGUCAAGACCCACACCCCAUGGUAUGCGGACUACGUCAACUAUCUUGCAUCCGGCAUUCAUCCACCACCCGAGUUGAAUCGUUACCAAAGAAAAAAAUUCUUUCAUGAUCUCUUUGACGUAUGGGGCAUAGAUUUUAUGGGCCCAUUCCCAAUGUCUUUCGGCUUCCAAUACAUUUUGUUGGCCGUGGAGUAUGUUUCAAGAUGGGUGGAAGCAAUUCCUACUCAAACCAAUGACUCCAAAGUGGUGAUCAAGUUCCUUCAAAAGAAUAUUUUAACAAGGCAUGGAAUUCCAAGGGCCUUGAUAAGCGAUGGAGGAUCCCACUUUUGCAACAAGUGGAUGGAAGGACUUCUCAAAAAGUACGGGGUGAAGCAUAGAGUGACAACGGCUUAUCAUCCCCAAGCCAAUGGUCAAACCGAGUUGGCAAACCGGGAGAUUAAACAAGAUUGGUCUCUCUUGCUUGAUGACGCACUUUGGGCAUAUCGAACGGCGUACAAGACACCACUUGGCAUGUCACCAUACCAACUUGUAUACGGGAAGUCAUGUCAUCUCCCCGCCGGCCAAGCUAGAGUCUUUCAACUCAAUGAGUUGGAUGAAUUUCGAAGUGAGGCAUUUGCAAGCUCAAGCCUCUACAAAGAGAGGACCAAGAGGUUUCAUGAUAGGAUGAUCCACAAACGGGAAUUUGCACCCGGGGAUGAGGUCCUUCUCUUCAAUUCCCGCCUUUCACUCUUUCCGGGAAAGCUCAAGUCCAAAUGGUCGGGCCCAUUCCUCAUCAACAAGGUCUCCCCCAAUGGAGCUAUUGAAUUGAAGGGGUGCCCGCGGUCACCACCCGCGGCCGCCGCCCACUUUGCCGCCACCAUUGCUCACCUCCAAGACGCACAUGCACAACAACACGCCCCCGAGGGCGAGGAGGAAGAGCAAGCAUAUGAACCAGGUGGUGAGAUACCUCAACCACCCCCGGCGUAUCCAGGAGGAGGUGUCGGAUUUGAGGAUAGGAUGAUGGGCCGCUUUGACUCCUUCCAAGCCGCAAACAUGGCCCGCUUUGAUGCAAUCCAAGAAGAGCAACGAAGGCAAUAUGAAGCCUUUUUGCAAUACCAACAGGAUGAGCGGCGCCGCUAUGAAGAGCAUAUGCGCCAAUUCCAUGCCUUCCAUGGCCCCUUUCCGCCACCGUAG